Larimichthys crocea (large yellow croaker) is the source of this 1787-nucleotide messenger RNA. RefSeq names its product kynurenine aminotransferase 1 (gene kyat1). The record is from RefSeq and is a predicted model, not a curated record. Bases 205 to 1545 code for a protein of 446 amino acids. Gene Ontology annotation, molecular function: L-kynurenine:2-oxoglutarate transaminase activity; pyridoxal phosphate binding. Lineage: Eukaryota; Metazoa; Chordata; Actinopteri; Sciaenidae. The transcript is spliced from 14 exons. Gene Ontology annotation, biological process: biosynthetic process. Gene Ontology annotation, cellular component: cytoplasm; mitochondrion.
GGCAGGGAGAGAUAUCAGUAGUUCGAGGACAGGAGAGACAAGGACGUGAGAAACAGGCCUGACACCGGAAACGACUCUUCAGUGCGGCAUCUCUGACUCUGACAGUCUCCGCACUCAGCUGCUCCACCAGUUCUUCAUUAAAUAAAGCGCUGAGACAUUAACAGCGCACCGGCGUGUCCUGUUUAAAGACAUGCUCGUCCACUGAUGAGUAUAUUCACACAUCUGUCCACAGAUCUGACUUUAAUUCGUCAAAGUUUGACCAGAAACCGACACACGAUAAUCAUGCAGAGACAGCUUCAUGCAAAAAGGACACACGGUGUGGAUAAAAACGUCUGGGUUGAAUUCGUACAACUGGCAGCAGACCACAAAGCAGUGAACCUUGGACAAGGAUUUCCAGACUUCGCCCCUCCCAAGUUUGUCCAGGAGGCUUUCUCUAAAGCUGUGAAUGGAGGACCACUAAUGCACCAGUACACCCGUGCUUUCGGACACCCCCCUCUUGUGAAAAGUCUGGCGAAAUUCUUCAGUAGGAUCGUGGGACAUGAGAUCGAUCCCUUUGAGGACAUUCUGGUCACAGUCGGAGCUUAUCAGGCUCUCUUUUGUGCGUUUCAAGCUCUGGUUGACGAAGGAGAUGAGGUUAUAAUCAUUGAACCGUUCUUUGACUGCUACCAGCCAAUGGUGAAAAUGGUCGGAGGAAAGGCGGUGUACGUACCUCUGAGGCCGAGAGUUGAGGGCACCGCUGGCCUGUCAAGUGGAGACUGGGUUCUUUCUCCUGAGGAGCUGGCCAGUAAAUUCACUCCACGCACAAAAGCCAUCGUUAUCAACACUCCCAACAACCCGUUAGGCAAGGUUUACAAGACCGAAGAGCUCCAAGUGAUCGCUGAUCUGUGCAUCAAACACAAUGUGCUGUGCUUCAGCGACGAGGUGUACGAGUGGCUGACUUACGACGGAGCCAAGCACGUAAAGAUCGCGAGCCUACCCGGGAUGUGGGAACGAACGGUCACUAUUGGCAGCGGUGGAAAGACCUUCAGUGCUACAGGCUGGAAGGUUGGCUGGGCCAUCGGCUCUGGGCAUAUCGUGAAACACAUGAAGACCAUCCAUCAGAACACUGUUUACCACUGUGCUACAGCUGCUCAGGAGGCAGUAUCUCAGGGAUUUGAGAGAGAGUACGAGCUGUUUGGGACUCCGGAGAGUUACUUCCAGCAGCUGCCCGCGAUGCUGCAUCACAAGAGGAAGAAGCUGGCCUCGUGUCUGCAGGGCGUGGGUCUGCAGCCCAUCAUGCCCGAGGGAGGCUAUUUCAUGACCGCGGACAUCUCUUCUGUCAAGGUGGAUUUAAGUUCCCAGAGCUGUGAGGAUGAACCCACUGACUAUAAAUUUGUUAAGUGGCUAACUAAAGAGAAGGGUUUGGCAACAAUGCCCGUCUCCGCCUUCUACAGCCCCGAGCACAGCAAAGAGUUUGACAAAUACAUCCGCUUCUGUUUCGUCAAGGAGGACUCCACCCUGGAUGCAGCAGAGGACAUCUUGAAAAAGUGGAGUCAGGGACAGUAAAAUGAUAAGAAACGUCACACAUCCACCCAGAUUUCACCGGGCUGCCUCCUUAAACGUUAGAACGAGCCAUACUGAAUGUUUCAGGGUGUGAUUGCUUCACUGUGGGGUACUUGAAAAGGCACACAGCUUUGUCCUCGCAUUGUGAAAGUUCCUGUGAAAUAAAGUUUAUCACUGUUCGAACAGUUGAAAUAAUAUAUUGAUCUGUUUCACCAGCUUUUAAUAAAUCCAAGUUUUAUUCUUCA